Molecule: messenger RNA, 1212 nt
Organism: Biomphalaria glabrata
Lineage: Eukaryota; Metazoa; Mollusca; Gastropoda; Planorbidae
Product: protein PBDC1-like
Exons: 6
Coding region: 238-750 (170 amino acids)
Cellular component (GO): cytoplasm
Source: RefSeq, a predicted model, not a curated record
UUGUAUGACUUGGAUCUAAUUCUAGGUUAAACGGAAAUGAACUCGAGGUGAUUAAAAACAACAAUAACGUGCGAAUUUAAUCUCUUCAUCAACAACAACUUUGCCCUGAUAUAAUAUAGAAUCUAGAUCUAGAUAUUAAUAAAUAUAGUUUAUUGUCAACUGUUUCUAUGUGCACUGAAUGAGCAUUUAGAGAACAAGAAAAUCACAACCUGUGUUUUCCAGUCGUCUCAUUAAAAGAUGGCGUUUUCCAUGUCCAAUUUGAAUGCUGCAGAGUUACAGCAGAUUGGAGCAUCCCUGUCUAGACCAGAAGAACUUGAAAAUAAUUCACAAAUAGAGAUGCAGUGGGCUUUAAAAGCAAUGGACCAUGCCACUAUACAUUAUAAUCUGAUUUCAUCUGUUGAUCCCACUUGCUUAAGAUUAACAAGAAUUGAUGAUAAACUUUAUCAUCAGUUUAGAGAAGAAUUUCCAGAUUUGGAUGUUGCUAAAUUAACUGAAGAUCAGCUCAAAUCUGCUGAUGCUAAAGAAAAAUGGAGAAAUUUUUGUGAAAAAUUUAAAGGUGAAAUUGAGGAUUAUAAUAUGGGUACAUUAUUACGUUUGAACUGUGAAGAUGAUUACAACCCAGACACAACAACAUUCAGUGUCAGGACACAAUUUUUAGCCAUAGAAAUAGCAAGAAACAGAGAAGGUCAUAACAGCUGCUUGUACAAUAAAAAACAAGAACUGAAAAAACUACAAAAUAACUCAACAUAGCAGACAUUGGCUUCAUGAACUUUGUAUACAGCUUAGUGAGUGUAGUGAAUAAAUGUGUUGCUUGAUGCUGGAAGUAAAUGUUUUUAAAAAGUUGCUUUUUGUUCUUUAAAAUCAAAUGACUAUUUUUAUUUCUUAUGAUUUGAAUAAACUAAAUGAAAAUAUUUUAUUUCUACCUGAAUUAUGGAGAUUUGAUACGCUUUGCACUUGAUUAUAUUAUUAUUUGAUCUAUGAGAUAAAAUCUCCAGCGUUUUGAAAUCUGCUGUACAUUAUUCUUAUGCUUCAAUUAAAUUUCCUUUUUGUUGCCACCUUGCAUAAGAUAAGCAGGUGAUUAAAUAAGAGUCAAAUUUGAAAAUGCAAUCCUAUUUCAUCAUUUGAUGGAAUAAUAAUGAAACCCUGCUUUGGGGGUUAAAAGGCAAUGAAACUAUUAAAGAGAAGCUGGGUUGACAGGUGCAUAUACAAGUU